AGGAGCUCUCUCCAAGUGACCAAAGUGGUGCCAUGGCAGGUUUUACGCAGAGCGCGAAUAUGCCGAUAGCAGUGUUUGAGAAACGUUUUGGCAAAGUCGACAUUUCUCAUUACUCAUCUGAGAUUUGAUAAUGUGUGAUGUUCCUGCUGCCGGUAUAAAGGUCUAAUCCUUCCCUCAUUUCCGCGCACAGAUGGAUUGCGUCGUGUCAGCCAGCCGACUCAUACCAGGGCCUAGUCAAAUUCAUUUAACCGCUAUGCCUGCGUCUUGAUUGCUAAAUUGAAGCCACUGGUCAGUCCAGCAUCACUUUGUCAGCGCCCACACGACCCCAGCUUCUCCUCCUCCUUGAGCCAAAAUGAGGAGAGCUGUACUGAAAGAAGCCGCCAAACGAUUCCCCUGGCUGGCUAAUGUCACUUUGUACGGGUGCUUCUUCGCCGGCGGCGACCUUGUCCAUCAGCUCAUAGCUCAGAAGGAGCGCAUAGACUGGAAACACACUCGCAACGUGGCCAUUGUAGCAGUCAGUUUCCACGGAAACUUCAAUUACUUCUGGCUACGAGCCCUGGAGAAGCGUUUCCCUGGAAAGUCCGCCGGGAUGGUUUUCCGCAAACUCCUGCUGGACCAGAGCUUCGCGUCGCCUUUGGCCACCAGUGUCUUCUACACGGGGGUGAGCUUCUUGGAAGGUAAGGAGGAUGUCUUUGAAGACUGGAGAGAGAAGUUCUUCAACACCUGGAAGACUGGACUCAUGUACUGGCCAUUUAUGCAGUUUCUCAACUUUGUCCUGAUGCCGUUGUACUUGCGAACGGCCUUCAUGGGCUGCUGCGCAUUCCUCUGGGCCACCUUCCUGUGCUUCUCUCGGCAGAGUGGCGAUGGCACUGCCACCGUGGCUCUGGCCUUCGUCAUGGACCCCCGUAAGACCCUGGAGGAGAUGCGCGAGGCCCGGCUGGCCCGAAAGAAGCAAAAGACCCAGAGGGAAAACUAAAGGGAAGAGGAGGAGGGCGCUGCUUCUGUCUUUAAGGCCGUUUAAUCUGUCACAGGACAAAGGGGUUUCCACUUUUGCUUAGCCAGCACCCACAAACUGAAAGCACCAUAAAGAGCUGAGGAGCUGUUUACUGGUUGAAAAAGAAAAACAUGGUCACUGACUACAUUUA
Molecule: messenger RNA, 1145 nt
Organism: Micropterus salmoides (largemouth bass)
Lineage: Eukaryota; Metazoa; Chordata; Actinopteri; Centrarchiformes; Centrarchidae
Gene: mpv17l
Product: MPV17 mitochondrial membrane protein like
Exons: 4
Coding region: 353-976 (207 amino acids)
Cellular component (GO): cytoplasm; membrane
Source: RefSeq, a predicted model, not a curated record